This is a messenger RNA of Amoebophrya sp. A120, 858 nucleotides long. NCBI's taxonomy places the organism in Eukaryota, Dinophyceae, Syndiniales, Amoebophryaceae. The record is from the annotation of a GenBank genome assembly.
GACUACUUCUACCCAGGUGUCCGGUCGAUUGGCGAACUUGCUUUUUUCGGGGCCUGUCAGCCCUUUCUGCAAGACGACCUGGAGGACGAACACUUUGUGAACGGGGGGACAGCGGGCGACGGCGACCCCGGCGGCAUCGCCUUUUUGCGUCACUUGUACUGCGUCAUGGGAUCCCUUCCUCCGGCGCUGCAGCCGGAGGAUGCGCUGGGUCCCGUGCGGGUGGUCAAAAAGCGCGGCAAGGCGAAGAAAACCUGGCGGAUCUUGGACGAACAGAAGCGCGUGCUUUACGAUUCGGUGGAGGCCUAUCCCAGCUGAAAAUGACUGUCCCACUUUAGUGAUAAAUGAUAAUAAUCCUGUAUACAAAUAAGUAGAGAAGGAGAACGCAACACGUCUCAUCUAGUACCCUUGAGUUUUCUUCAUUAGAUAACGAACAGUUCUUGCUCACGGUGGCGAUGGUGAUUUUACAUGGGAUACGAUUAUCGGUGUCGUACCGGAGACGAAUCACACUGUAUUCCAGAGAAAUUCACACCCUCACCACAUUGAUUCAUGAAAUUCGUUGGUUGGUUUUUACGAAAGCCUUGCAGUUUCAGAAAGCCGUUCGGUACAUUGCUAUCGCGCAUUUCUUCCAGCCUUUUUUUUUGUGUAAAAUUUGGAGCUUUGACUUUGAUCGGUUUGGAGCUUCAGGUUAUCAGUUCUUAGUAGGAUUCAUCUGUGGACGUGCUCAACAAGUGGGUGCGAGUUUGUUUAUAUAUGUGGUGAGGAGUUUCUCUUGGAUGCGCCGAGAUUGUGGAGCACGCGGACGAGCGCGAUGCCUCUGGGGAUUCCGCAGACGGAGAGACCGAGAACACAGAUGCCAGC